Oncorhynchus masou masou (cherry salmon) is the source of this 3508-nucleotide messenger RNA. RefSeq names its product LHFPL tetraspan subfamily member 3 protein-like. The coding region runs from base 982 to 1665 and encodes 227 amino acids. The transcript is spliced from 5 exons. NCBI's taxonomy places the organism in Eukaryota, Metazoa, Chordata, Actinopteri, Salmoniformes, Salmonidae. Gene Ontology annotation, biological process: sensory perception of sound. Gene Ontology annotation, cellular component: plasma membrane. The record is from RefSeq and is a predicted model, not a curated record.
UGAAAUGUGUUUUUGCGAUUAUUGUACAGCCUCCAUUUCGACGCGCAAGCUGUCAAACGCAGAUCAUGUGAUUGCGAGGAUGUGGGCUUGUCUUGUCGUCCGGAUCUGUCCGUAACCUACAGACGGUACCAAAGCCAGAACGCGAGGUUGUGGGAUUGAUGCAGCAGUGUUUGGACGGCUAGUCACGAAUCAUCACUGACAGAGGCUGCUGAUGCUGCCGUAGCUCGUGAAAAUAUUCUCCGUAGCAAAGUACCGGGACAGGGCUGUGUGUAAUUUAUCCCGGGCUAGAUGCUGUGAAUUAUCUCGCAGGAUUGUGAUUUGGGUUUACGGGAAGGAAUGCAUCAUAGACAUUGUGUUUCGUUUGCUCCGGUUUGAUUCUGUCGCUGUCGUCUACAUUGCUUAGGAAAUUGGAGGCAUAGCCUAUUGCAGUCACUGCUGUUCUGUAAGCUAUUGGUAGGCCAAAAAAAUGUAUAUCGAUUUAAAUUUGAUAAUUUGUGAAAUGUCAUGUGUAAUAUCCGAAUGACAAUCUGAUAUUUGCUGUGUUUUUCAAGGAGGUAAUCCGGGCACGCAAGUGACACGUGCCCAGAGAGCGAUGUGUCUGACAGACGGGCAUUCGUAGCCUACGAGAGAGGUGGGAGGGAAUUAUUUCUCACAUACACUAGUUCAGGAGUCGCCAAGUUCUCAGAGUUAUCAGUUAGGCUAAAUAUAGGAGCGAGCUUGCAGGUGAACGUUUUGACUAUCCAGUUUAUGCACCAGCAUCGGGAUGCGACGUCAUGAGUUGAAUAUACUGGCCAGAUGUUGCCUUUGAUGUGAUUCAUUCAAUCUAGGCUAGGCCUACUGUUGGGUGCUUUUUACAGCAGAAAUAACUACGGAUUCCUGCAUUUCUCAACUAAUUAAUUAGUCAGUUAAUUACCCCCCACCCCUUGAUUGUCUACCUAAUUUAAAUAAGCAUAUCUAGGCUACAAAACAAACUGUGCUACAAUGAUACCCGGAUCGGCCGCGUCGAUGCUCUCAUCCAUGUCCUCGGACGACAUUAAACUAUACCAGCAUAACUACGUCCGCAACUCCCGCGCCAUCGGACUCCUGUGGGCCAUUUUCACCAUCCUGUUCGCCAUCUUGAACGUGGUGAUCUUCAGCCAGCCCUAUUGGAUCGGAGACGGCGUGGACACCCCUCAGGCCGGCUACUUCGGCCUCUUCCACUUCUGCACCGGCGACGGAAUCCAGAGGGAGCUCGACUGCACAGGGACCUUCACCGAGUUCGCUCAGAUCCCUUCCACCGCGUUCAAGGCCGCGUCGUUCUUCGUAGGAAUGUCGAUGAUGUUGGUGAUGGCUUGCAUCGCUUCCUUCACUCUCUUCUUCCUGUUCUCCACCACCACCGUCUAUAAGAUCUGCGGCUGGAUGCAGGGGGCCUCGGGUGUAUGUCUGGUGAUGGGCUGUAUAAUCUACCCUGACGGCUGGGACAGUGACGAGGUGCGGAGGAUGUGCGGUGAGCAGACGGACAAGUACAGUCUGGGAGCGUGCUCCAUGCGCUGGGCUUACAUCCUGGCUAUCAUGGGGGUUCUGAAUGCCCUCAUGCUCUCCUUCCUGGCUUUUGUACUGGGCAACAGGCAGGACGGACUCAUGACCGAGGAACUACUGGCCGAGAGCAAGGCUGGGAAUGCCUAAAACAACCCAUAGGUGUCUGCGUUUCCUAGUGUGUAUGUGUAACUUUCAUCAUCACGCUCCAGAGUUUUACCCAUCAUCCCCCAGAAGAGGACGACCCUGGCACACCAUGGCUGUGAGAGAGAGAGAAGAGAGAGAUCGAGAGGAGAAGAGAGUAAAAGAGAGAGAGAGUUGGACAAUGAGUGAGCGAAACAGAGAGAGGGAGAGAAAUGCUAUGUAGCCAGAUGCCUCCCAUUCAUUCACACAUGUACUGUAUUCUAUUUCUCACCUUCUAGUCUAUGCUGGAUCUGCCAAUGAUAUGUACAUCUCUAUUAUAUUGGCCCUGCUCACAGUCCUACAGUCUCUCUACCUCCACACUAUUCCACUAUCACUGAACCCCUAGGAACCCCAGCAGAGACAAGACAAUGUUCACACAGCCGAUCAUCGACCAAGACGGGGACAGAGACUUUGACUGACCAACAGAAGACGUAUGGAUUAUCUGCAAGAAUAUGGAUGAAGAAGACUGGUUUGAAGUAUUGUUCUUGAAAUCACGUAUUGUGGUGAGAGAUAAAACACACACACUCAGACAAACACACACUCAGAUACACACACACUCAGACACACACACACACUCAGACACACACACACACUCAGACACACACACACACACACUCAGACACACACACACACACACACACACAGACACACACACACGCAGACACACACAGACACACGCAGACACACACACACACACACACACACACACACUCAGACACACACACACACACACACACCCACACACACACACACACACACACACACAGACACAGACACACACAGACACACACACACACACACACACACUAUCACACUCAUGUAGACAAGUCACAUUUGAACGCGUACAGGGCAUUGGAAAGUUUUCAGACCUCUUGACUUUUUCCACAUUUUGUUACGUUACAGCCUUAUUCUAAAAUGGAUUACAUUUUCUUUUCCCCUCAUCAAUCUACACACAAUACCCAAUAAUGACAUCACAAUACCCCAUAACGGCAUCACAAUAACCCCGUAAUGACAUCACAAUACCCCAUAAUGAAAUCACAAUACCCCGUAAUGACAUCACAAUACCCCAUAAUGACAAAGCAAAAACAGUAAGUAUUCAACCAUUUGCUAUGAGACUCGAAAUUGAGCUCAGGUGUAUCCUGUUUCCAUUGAUAACCCUUGAGAUGUUUCUACAGCUUGAUUGGAGUCCACCUGUGGUAAAGUCAAUGGAUUGGACAAUAUUUGGAAAGGCACACACCUGUCUAUAUAUGGUCCCACAGUUGACAGUGCAUGUCAGAGCAAAAAUCAAGCCACGAGGUCGAAGGAAUUGUCCGUAGAGCUCUGAGACAGGAUUGUGUCGAGGCACCAAAACAUGCAGCAUUGAAGGUCCCCAAGAACACAGUGGCCUCCAUCAUUCUGAAAUGGAAGAAAUGUGGUAUGUCCUUGAGUGACCCAGCCAGAGCCCAGACUUGAACACAAUCAAACAUCUCUGAAAAGAGACCUGGAAAUAGCUGUGCAGCAGAGCUCCUCAUCCAACCUGACAGAGCUUGAGAGGAUCUGCAGAGAGAAAUGGGAGAAACUCCCCAAAUACAGGUGUUUCAAGCUUGUAGCGUCAUACCCAAGAAGACUCGAGGCUUUAAUCGCUGCCAAAAGGUGCUUUAACAAAGUACUGAGGAAAGGGUCUGAAUACUUAUGUAAAUGUAAUAUUUCAGUUGUGUAUUUUUUUUUUUUUUUUUUUUUUUAUAAAUUCGCAAAAUUCUCCAACAACCUGUUUUGGCUAUGUCAUUAUGGGGCUGUGUGUAGGUUUAUGAGGGACAAAAAUGAUGUAAUC